GUGAUAUGUAUGAAGUGGUACAGCACGAGCCAUUUCUGGAUCUAAAACCUCGUGAACCGGCUAUAUACCCUCCUGCCAAACCACGUACGCUCGACAGCCCAAGCACCGUAGAUGACUGUCUGCGAUUUCAUUGUCGACUGUCUGUCUGUCGCUUUGCUUAUCCGAACCCUCGGGGCCUAGUCUCCGACAAACAUGAUGGAACUUUGGAUCUUACCUGCAUCAAACUUGCGGAGCUACGCGGUCAGGCUGUCGACUAUGCCAAGAACGGUCGCAAAGUCAGUUUUGAUGACUUGCCAAGGACGCCAUAUCCCUUGCCGGACUGGCAUGAAUCGGAACAGCCCGACCAAUCUAAGAAUCUCAAAGCAAGUUAUUACGAAUCUUCUAGGGCUUUGGGGUACAUGUACCGCAACAUCAAGCUCGAAAAACUACCCGAUGACAGAUGCCGCCACAUGCAGUCCUGUUGGAACGAUGCUAUAUCAAAUGCGCUCCAACCACUCGUGCAACGUAAACUGUCAGGCUAUAGGGCUUCUACAGACCAAUCCUGGGUAAAGAUAGUAGACUCGGUGUACGCCAUGACCGCGCUGACUGAAGAAGAGCUGGUACUUGGAACAAUUAUGGCCUGCUCAGGCUCUAGCGAAGGAUACAAGAAAGAACGAGUACAUGCGAUGAAUGACAGUUUGUCGUCCCUCCUUCGUGUUACGAGGGAAAGCCAUGUUGGGGAGUUACACAAAGGCCCGGCGGAAGAACUAUGUGGGCAACUGGUACGCCCGUGGAAGUCUUGGGAUGCGUGGACCUAUGCUCCGGACUUCCAGAGGGCUUCCAGCGAGUCUGGCUCCGAGCAAUUUGGAUCGCACAGCUUCGGUUUUAUAGUGCUCGGGCUUGUUCUGGAUUGUUUGGCGAGGAUGGGCGGCUUACCUCGAUGACAGUUUUA
Messenger RNA from Pisolithus orientalis, 931 nucleotides. RefSeq lists its product as uncharacterized. NCBI's taxonomy places the organism in Eukaryota, Fungi, Basidiomycota, Agaricomycetes, Boletales, Pisolithaceae. The transcript has 4 exons. Gene Ontology annotation, molecular function: RNA-directed RNA polymerase activity. The record is from RefSeq and is a predicted model, not a curated record. Bases 6 to 923 code for a protein of 305 amino acids.